CACUCACGAACGAACACUUGCACCAGCUGCGCUCCAGCAAAAUGGACUCCGCCGCCGCCAUGACCAUGGACAUCAAGCAGGAGGAGCCCGAGAUGAUGGUGCUGGACGACGACGACGACGACGCGGGCUGCUGCCUGGCGCCGACGCCGCUCGACCUGGCGGCGGCCGCGGCGGUGGCGCCGUUCCUGGCGAAGACGUUCGACAUGGUGGAGGACCCGGCGACGGACGCGGUGGUGUCGUGGGGCGCGGCGCGGAACAGCUUCGUGGUCUGGGACCCCCACGCCUUCGCCGCCGGCCUCCUCCCGCUCCACUUCAAGCAUGCCAACUUCUCCAGCUUCCUCCGGCAGCUCAACACCUACGGAUUCCGCAAGGUGAACCCGGACAGGUGGGAGUUCGCCAACGCGGGCUUCCUCGGCGGGCAGCGCCACCUCCUGGCCGGCAUCCGCCGCCGCCGCGGCGCCGACACCGGCCGCCGUCCCGCCGCGGCCUUGUCGCCUUCGUCGUGCGCGGAGGGCGCCGGCGGCUUCGGCUCCGUUGAGGGGGAGCUGGAGCGGCUGCGGCAGGACCGGGAGGCGCUGAAGCGGGAGCUGGCCGGGCUCAAGCGGCAGCAGGAGGAGGCGCGCGCGACGCUGCUCGACAUGGAGCGCCGCGUGGAGGGCACCGAGCGGCGGCAGGAGCAGUGCAAGGCCUUCCUCGCGCGCGCCGUCAGGAACCCGGCCUUCCUGGCCAACCUGGCGCGCCGCAACGACCUCGCCGCGGCGGCUCCGGCGCCCGCCGUCGACGGCAAGAAGAAGCGGCGGCGGCUCGACGCCAUCCCGUCACCGCUGCCGGCGGAGGAUGGGUUCACCUUCCAGGAGCUGGCAUUGGCGGCCGGCGUCGUCGAGGAAGCGGCCGCGCCGACCCAGGGCUCGGGAGCGGGCGGUGUCACGACGGACAUGAUAUGGUACGAGCUGCUCGAGGAGGGGCAGGCGGAGAUAGACGUGGAGGUGGAGGACCUCGUGGCCGCCGCGGGGGACAUGGCGCCGUGGGAGUUCGGCGAGGAGGAGGAUCCGGAUGAUGGAGUCUGUCGGGAUGCAAGGCGUGGAAGGGAGUGACAGACAGUCAGUCAGGCCUCGUUUGGUUAAGGAGAUUGGGGAGGUUUUGAGAGGAAAAUCUCCAGGAGGGUCAGAAACCUCACAAAUCCUCGGGCGUCCAUUUGAUAGGAGGGGUUUACUUAGUCCAAUCCUCUCCGUUUUCCUUCAAUCCCUUUCUAUCCAUGUGUUUCAAAAUCCUCCUCGAAGGACUAGUGGAAGCAAAGCCCCGGGGAUUUGAGAGGAUUGGGUGAAACAAAGGGAUUCACCCAAUCCAUUAAAAUCCCUCCCUCUUAAAACCUCCCCAAUCCCCCUUAACCAAACGAGGCCUCAGUGUGCUCUAGAAGUUCAGAUGCUUUAGGUUGCAGAAUUGCAGACAGCCUGGUGAAUAAGUGGUGUUUUCAGGGCUGCUCCAUUUCAAGUUUAUUUCAGUGACUUGCAAAAAAAGAGUCUAUUUCAUUGAUCCCUUAAAAAAGAAUUCUAGUAUGUCAUUGAUGAGUGACACCAACAUGGAUAACUACUGUGGACACCUGUGUCACCUAACAUGUUGCGUUGUUUCUUCAGCAUGCUCACUGGCUUCUUUUACAUGGAAAAUCGUCUUGACAUCCACAGAGGUUGCCGUUAUGCAGAAGCUUACCA
This is a messenger RNA of Hordeum vulgare subsp. vulgare (domesticated barley), 1709 nucleotides long. RefSeq names its product putative heat stress transcription factor A-6a. The coding region runs from base 42 to 1094 and encodes 350 amino acids. Gene Ontology annotation, molecular function: DNA-binding transcription factor activity; RNA polymerase II cis-regulatory region sequence-specific DNA binding. NCBI's taxonomy places the organism in Eukaryota, Viridiplantae, Streptophyta, Magnoliopsida, Poales, Poaceae. Gene Ontology annotation, biological process: regulation of transcription by RNA polymerase II. The record is from RefSeq and is a predicted model, not a curated record. The transcript is spliced from 4 exons. Gene Ontology annotation, cellular component: nucleus.